AUGGCGGCGCAACUUGACGAGGCUGGUCUUCGCCAGUUGGUUGAGUACUUGAAGAACUCGCUCAGCGGCCAUGACAGAAAUAAGCAGAAGGAGGCCGAGUUGAUGCUGCUCAAAGCCCGAGAAUCUCCCACUUUCGUCGAUUACCUACGAUACAUCUUCUCAGAUCCUCAGCUGGGCGAGUCUCUCAACUUAAAUCCUGGCACUACUUUUCUCGUUCGAUAUGCCGCUGCUAUCCAACUCAAGAACCACAUCAAGGCACACUACAAGUCUAUACCGCAAGACAAACUGUUAGAAGUCAAGUCAAGUACCCUGUCGAUGCUGCAAGACCAGAAUGCCCAACUUCGGACCUUCGCCGGAACCAUCAUCACCGAAAUCGUGCAGCAGGGCGGUCUGCUCCAGUGGCCCGAGGUCCUCGUCGAAUUAAUCAACCUUGUCGAGAAUCAAGCCGGAAGUGUCCCCCGCGAGACGCAGGAGGGCGCCAUGUCAGCGCUGGCCAAAGUGUGUGAGGACAAUCGCAAACUUCUCGACAAGGACUUUCAGGGCCAAAAGCCGAUGCAGGUCAUUAUUCCCAAGAUGCUCGAUUUUGCAAAUCAUCCUAUCUCCCAGGUCAGAGUCUUCGCUCUCGGCACCUUGAAGACCUUCAUUCCGCAAAAGAGCCAAGUCUUGAUGAAUUCGCUGAAUGAAUACUUGUCGAAAGUGUUUGAACGUGCUUCAGAUGAGGAUACACAAGUGAGGAGGAUCGUGUGCCAAUCGUUGGUGCAGCUUGUUGAGUCAAAGCCCGAAGCGCUGGCCCCAAAUAUGGACGGCCUGGUGAAUUAUAUUCUGGCACAGCAGCAGCAGUCAGUUGAUGCCGACUUGGCCUUGGAUGCUGCCGAAUUCUGGCUGAGUGUCGGAGAGCAAGAGCAACUUCAGGGAUCGAUGCGCCCAUACCUGCAACGGAUCAUCCCUGUUCUACUUGCUGGCAUGGUGUACGGCGAGGAGGACGUUUUCAGACUAGAGGGCGAUGAAGCGGAUGCCGACCAGGAGGACCGGCCAGAGGACAUCAAACCGCAAUUCGCCGAGCGGAAGGAAGGGCGAGGUGCCACUCACGAAAAAGAGGCUGGCGAUGGCACAAACGGUGUCUCAAAUGGAUCUGAGAAGCCUCCGAAGAUCGACCUCAGCGAUGGCGAAAUUGAGGAGAGCGAUGAAGAUGACGACGACUACGAGAACGACCCGGAAAAUGCCUGGAGCUUGCGCAAAUGCUCGGCUGCCGCCCUGGAUGUUUUUGCCGUCAACUAUCACGACUCGGUCUUCAACAUCAUCCUGCCAUAUCUCAAAGACAAUCUCUCGCAUCAGCUCUGGCCGAAGCGAGAAGCGGCGGUCCUUGCUCUGGGAGCUAUUGCCGAAGGUUGUAUGGAUGUCGUCUCGCCUCACCUACCAGAACUCGUGCCCUUUCUCAUAUCACUUCUCCAUGACGACGAACCGGUAGUCCGCCAAAUCACCUGCUGGUGUCUCGCUCGCUAUUCUGAAUGGGCGGCUCAACUCUCCUCACCUGCAGACAAGCAGAAGUAUUUUGAGCCGAUGAUGGAAGGCCUCCUGCAGCGGAUGCUUGACAAGAACAAGAAAGUGCAAGAGGCCGGAGCUAGUUCCUUCGCUUCUCUGGAAGAAAAGGCGGGUGAGAAGCUCAAACCCUACGUUGAGCCCAUCUUACGACAAUUCACAAAGUGCUUUCAGCUGUACAAGGACAAGAACAUGUACAUCCUUUACGACUGCCUGCAGACGUUGGCCGACAGUGUUGGAGCUGAUAUGGCAACGCCACCUCUUGUCGAGCUGCUUAUGCCGGUGCUAACACAGCGCUGGAACAAGAUUGCCGACGAUUCAAGGGAGAUGUUUCCACUGCUCGGCUGUUUGGGAUAUGUUGCCAUUUCCUACGGCAAGACCUUUACGCAAUUCGCCUCUCCUAUUUUCAACCGCUGCAUCAAGCUCAUCUUCAGCAAUCUGCAGCAGCACAUGAAUUUUAUGGCUGGCCAGGCUGUGGACCAGCCGGAUAAGGAUUUUAUCGUCUCGGCUCUGGACCUCCUCAGCGCCAUCAUUCAGGCUGUCCCUCCCACGGACUCGGCCAACCUCGCAUCGUCAUCUGACCCGCCAUUCUUUGAGCUCCUGUCAUUCACCAUGGAGGAUCCUACCCCCGACGUACGACAGUCCUCUUACGCACUGCUGGGCGACUGUGCCAUUGCACUCUUCUCAUCACUCGACCCCUACUUCGAAAAGUUGUUCCCGAUCCUCAUCCGCCAGAUCGAUCUCGACCUGAUCCCCUCCGACGAAAUCGAAGCCGAUCCAGCCUUCAACGUGUUGAUCAACGUCUGCUGGUCAGCUGGAGAGAUCGGCGCACGGACAUCGCCCGAGAAACUGCGGCCGUUCGUGCAACCCCUCUUCCAGCAGCUCCUCACCGUCGUGUCAAACGAAGGUGUCCCAGAUGCCGCUGCAGAGAACGCCGCGCUCACCAUUGGUCGCCUAGGCAUCCAGUGCCCCGACGUGCUGGCACCGCACCUCAACGAAUAUGCGUCGCGCUUCCUCGAGUCGAUGGCGCAGAUCAGUCCGUCGUCGGAGAAGGCGUCGGCGUUCCUGGGCUUCAACAACGUCAUCGAGCGCAAUCCCGCCGCAAUGGAGUCGUGUCUCAUCGACUAUUUGACAGCGGUAGCGGCGUUCCCGCGCACGGACGGUGGUGAGGAUGCUCAGCUGUACGCGCAGACGAGGGAGAGUUUUGGCAGGGUGGCGCAGGGCUUCAAAGGCAUCAUUGGGCCGGAGCGCUUCAGUGGUGAGGUGUUAGGCCGGUUGUCGAUGCCGACGCAGACGAAGCUGAGGGAGGCUUAUGGGUUAUGA
Messenger RNA from Cyphellophora europaea CBS 101466, 2862 nucleotides. RefSeq lists its product as uncharacterized. Gene Ontology annotation, cellular component: nucleus; cytoplasm. NCBI's taxonomy places the organism in Eukaryota, Fungi, Ascomycota, Eurotiomycetes, Chaetothyriales, Cyphellophoraceae. Gene Ontology annotation, biological process: protein import into nucleus. Gene Ontology annotation, molecular function: nuclear import signal receptor activity; small GTPase binding. The record is from RefSeq and is a predicted model, not a curated record. The coding region runs from base 1 to 2862 and encodes 953 amino acids. The transcript has 2 exons.